Molecule: messenger RNA, 1161 nt
Organism: Leishmania mexicana MHOM/GT/2001/U1103
Lineage: Eukaryota; Euglenozoa; Kinetoplastea; Trypanosomatida; Trypanosomatidae
Product: putative mitogen-activated protein kinase 5
Exons: 1
Coding region: 1-1161 (386 amino acids)
Biological process (GO): intracellular signal transduction; protein phosphorylation
Cellular component (GO): nucleus; cytoplasm
Molecular function (GO): MAP kinase activity; ATP binding
Source: RefSeq, a predicted model, not a curated record
AUGACGUCCAAAGCAGCCGUCAACGGCAGCUUUGGCUCCUCCGCCAAUGCAGUGCAGCUCAUCUCAACACAGCGAGGCCGAAAGGUGUACUGCGUGCGAGGGCAGAACUUCGACAUCGAUGACACCUACACCGUGACAAGUGUGAUCGGGCACGGCGCAUACGGUGUGGUGUGUGCUGCGUUAGACGACCGCACGUUUAAAGAAGUGGCGAUAAAGCGUGUGAGUCGCGUGUUUGAAGACUUGAUUGAUGGCCGCCGCAUAUGGCGCGAGAUACUCCUUCUCCGCAUCCUCAAAGAGUGUGGGUGUCGAAACGUUCUCCGGCUGAUUCGUGUGCUGCCACCGCGAGACCCCAUCAUGGAGUUUCGCGACCUGUACUUGGUGACGGACCUCUAUGACAUUGAUCUUUUCUCUAUAAUUCGUCACAACAAGUGCGAAUCAAUAGACCUGCUGCGUCGCAUCAGCGUACGGGUGCUUCGGUGUCUGGCGGACAUGCACUCUAUGGGCAUAGUGCAUCGCGACAUCAAGCCCAGCAAUAUUCUGUUGCGUGACGAGAAGAAUGCAGAGGAGGCGAUAGUAUGCGACUUUGGUCUAGCGCGCGCCGGCCUGCACAAAUUGAGUGAGCCACUAGACUUGACAGACUACGUUGUCACCCGGUGGUACCGGCCACCGGAGCUGCUGCUCAUGUGUCCGUACAGCUACCCGAUCGACGUUUGGGCGGUCGGUUGCGUCAUGGCCGAGUAUGCCAUGCAGAGACCAUUGUUCGCCGGCCGCGACUAUAUUCACCAGCUUCAGUUUGUGCUCUCUAGCAUUCCCAUCACUGGCGUCGACUUUAUCGAGCGUAGCAGUAGCAGCUCCGGACUGGCCAAUAUGAACGAAAUUGCCAAGAAGUGCAAGGGCACCCGACCGCUGCCGCAGCUGCUGUCGAAGCUGCCAAAGGAUGGGCUGGAACUGGUCACAGAGAUGCUCGCCUUCGAACCAGACAAGCGCAUUACCGCGCAGGAGGCGCUCAAGCAUCCCUUCUUCAGCAGCGUUGGUGGACCAGAUUGCAAGUCCUACCCAGCCCCUCCAGAACUAGACCUCGGCUUCGACAUGCACGCAGAGGUUUCCGAGUGCCAGCUGCGCCGCGCCAUCUGGGACGAGGUGCAGUACUACAAAAAGUAG